Molecule: messenger RNA, 729 nt
Organism: Dermacentor albipictus
Lineage: Eukaryota; Metazoa; Arthropoda; Arachnida; Ixodida; Ixodidae
Source: RefSeq, a predicted model, not a curated record
CAGAAGAAGAAGGAACGCUUGCACUGGAGUCAUCAUGCCCCAGCCUCCGGUUGCUAGUCCCAUCCAACCGACGGAUAUUCAGCUGACAGGGGCGCCAUUUAUAUUCAGCACGAAAUACAUCCAGACCGCCAGCGGGGCACUCAAUCUCGUUGAAACGUGCCUGGCGGUGGUGCUGUUCCACUCGCUCUGCUCCCACUCCGAGGAGAGCCUGUCCGAGGCGCUGUUCAUGGUGUCGUUCACCUACUCCAUCGCUGGCAUCUACCUGCUCCUGAACGGCACCUGCAACCAGACGCAGCAGCCUGUUGGCUCGUCCAGGCAGCCAUCGACGCUGAUUCUGAUACAGCUACUCAUCUUCCACUGUGCCGGCAGCAUCGCCUUCCUUGCGUGUGGUUGCUACGUCCUCACCCGGCACUUUGGCAUUGCCAGGGCCAUCGUUGCAGGCACGGUGUCCGUGGUGCAGGCGUGCGUACACCUCUCGCACGCCCUGUACAUCUACAGGGGCGACUUCCAACGAUGGCUCGACAGCGUGUGAGCUCGCCCCCUACACCUAGCUGCGGUCGACCGCCGCCUAAUCGAAGCUGGGCUUUCACCUGCCAAGCUGAAUUUUCCACACCUGCUACGCUGAAUGCCGCUUGAUAAUCGCUUCCCUCUGUAUCAUAUAUAUGUGUUAUCUAGAACGUAUAUGUGUUAACGCCUUAGUUGUCGCAUAAUAAACUUCAAGACGCUGUA